Peronospora matthiolae is the source of this 159-nucleotide messenger RNA. NCBI's taxonomy places the organism in Eukaryota, Oomycota, Peronosporomycetes, Peronosporales, Peronosporaceae. The record is from the annotation of a GenBank genome assembly.
AUGAAGCUCGACUUGACCCCCAAUUGCUUCCAUCGCCGGAUUAGUCAUCCUGGAAUUGGCAAUUGGGUUGCCGAGAAGAGCAUGGCUGCCGAAGCUGCGAUCGCUACGGCGUUGUCUGGUCUUGACAGGUAUCGUGUCGAUUCCUCCAUCCAGACUUGA